Messenger RNA from Entrophospora sp. SA101, 330 nucleotides. The record is from the annotation of a GenBank genome assembly. Lineage: Eukaryota; Fungi; Glomeromycota; Glomeromycetes; Entrophosporales; Entrophosporaceae.
AUGGUUCAGCGUCAGUUAGAUGUAUUUACUCAUGUUUCUUACCAGCUUCGUGCAUUUUCUCCUAGAGCUAUAGGAUACAACACCAUGCAAAACCAUAGUAAUAUUGUAUUUCAUUUUUCAGGAAUCCCCGAUCCAAAUAUUAUUCAUGGGGAACUGACAGUUGAACUACUUUCUUCUUUUCGACUCGAUUUAUUAGAUGGAGGCGCAUUAUAUAACAAACUAAUAUUAACUAACAGAAUAUUCCGUAAAAUUAAUAAAGAUUCCACAAAGUUUGCUACCAUAGAUGAAGUCGAAUGUUGGACUGGUAUUUCUGCUUCAUGGAGAUGGUAA